AGCUCAGUGGCUAAACCAGGCAUGAUUUUAGUUUUCUUAUCCUCCGUUUUUCCGCGCACUCACCACACUAUUCCUUGAGCUUCAGUGACUAACUCCCGCCAGAUUACGUUUGAAUUGCAAACUAUAAUAAAUCGGUGUGAUGAGGAGAAACCAAGCCAAUCAUAUUCGUAUUCAUGGGCUGAGGGCGGUGCCAUGCGGCCUCCCCGAUCAUAUCGGCUGGUUAUCAACUUGUCAAUCACUGUUGUAGGCCCAUUUUGAUUAGUUGCAGCCGGCGACAACCUAGACAGAGGCGCCCAUCCUUCACUCACGAGUCACGUAGCAAGUUCUUUAAAUUGAUUUCAAGGCAUAGAGAUGAACACACGGUCCGGUAAAAUGUCCAACCCCAGCGGGAAUGCGCAAACUACCGCAUAAAUCCAGGUACUGUCGGAAAAAAGAGGAAAAAGUCAACAGCGGGAAUUUCGAAGGAGAGGGAAACUUCAACUGUGGACCAGCCGGAUGUGCACAUGGACGAUGACGGUGUCGAUACUGAGGAAACUGUAGCUCCAACAGCAUUUCUGCAUUUUAAGAAGAAAGAGCUUAAACGAUGUGAGGCCAAGAAGAAGAAGCAGCACACAGUCACCAAAAAAAUCAGUGACCUGACUAAGGAGAGAGACUCCCUCUGCCAACAAGUUGGUCAAAAUAACAGUGGGACAACUGACUCAUCCUCCUCGGCCAACACAUCUCCUGGUGCAUCUUCUUUUUCUUCGUCCUUCAGUUCAUUCAGCUCCUCUUCAUCCAGCACCUCAUCAACUGCUUUUUCAGAUCAGAAAUUGAAGAAAAAACGCAAGAACAAAAAGAUGCACCGCCACCGGAGUCAAAAAAAAAAGGACAAAAGAAAGAAAAAGAAGACACAAAGGGAACACAGCAGGCAAAGAGCACGUCAUCCUCAAGAGGUCAUCAAGAGAUACAAGAAAGUCCUAAAGGCUUACAAGAAAGGGAGAAAGCUGAGUUUGGCAUAUCAGAAGGUCGGUGUUGACCGAAACACCAUUGUCAGCAAUGCUCCGAUCUGUGAAUUGGCUGUGGUGGCCCCAAAGACAUAUAAGGAGUUACUGGGUGCCCACACGCCACAGCAACGACUUCAGGACUUUUCAAAAAAAUGUCUGGAAGUGAUAAAUAGUGAUCCAAACCUUUUGAGGGAUGUUGAACAUCAAAAGAAGAAGGGAAAACUGAUUCCUCUGUCCAGGAAAGCUUAGGUAUUGAAACACUGCGGGAUGGUGUCACAGAGUAGUUCAGUGUUGCUCAGGUCCGGUUGACCAAAUAUAUUGAGUUCAAAUUGUUCUACAGCAAAAGUGCCAAUGGCUUGUUAUAGAUUCAUUUCUUUUUUUCUGUUCUGCUCAAAAAGUUCUAAAAUUCCGUUUUAUUCUGCUGAUCUGCCAUGUGACGACUCAGUAUGUGUGGAAAAGGAAUAAACAGUGUUCAACACUUAA
This is a messenger RNA of Oryzias latipes (Japanese medaka), 1466 nucleotides long. The record is from RefSeq and is a predicted model, not a curated record. NCBI's taxonomy places the organism in Eukaryota, Metazoa, Chordata, Actinopteri, Beloniformes, Adrianichthyidae.